Molecule: messenger RNA, 1416 nt
Organism: Thermochaetoides thermophila DSM 1495
Lineage: Eukaryota; Fungi; Ascomycota; Sordariomycetes; Sordariales; Chaetomiaceae
Exons: 1
Coding region: 1-1416 (471 amino acids)
Biological process (GO): mitochondrial DNA repair; nucleotide-excision repair; response to UV
Cellular component (GO): nucleus; mitochondrion
Molecular function (GO): endonuclease activity
Source: RefSeq, a predicted model, not a curated record
AUGGAGGUACCAAUCGUCAUCGAAAGAGGUGCUGCGAGACCCCCUCCUGUCAACAGCGAUUACUUGCCACUGCCCUGGAGAGGACGUCUGGGGUAUGCGUGCCUCAACACCUACCUUCGUUCUGCAAAGACGCCAAUCUUCAGCUCUCGAACCUGCAGAAUGGCCAGCAUCAUUGAGCAUCGACACCCACUCAGGGAUCCCUCUCAGCCCGAGCAUCCUGUCAAAAACCGACCUGACAAAUCCAAGAAGGCUCGCAAGGAGCUUGGGGACAAGUUUGUCCAGGACCUUGGCUUGGCAAACGCCCGCGAUAUCAUCAAAAUGCUAAAGUGGAACGACAAGUAUGGCAUCAAGUUUCUACGACUUAGCUCUGAGAUGUUCCCCUUCGCCAGUCACCUACAACAUGGCUACAGGCUGGCACCUUUCGCUUCAGAGCUCCUUGCAGAAGUUGGCAAGGUUGCGGCAGAACUGGGACAUCGGCUUACUACACAUCCAGGCCAGUUUACCCAGCUUGGGUCUCCGCGAAAGGAGGUAAUCGACGCGGCCAUCAGAGAUUUGGAAUACCACGACGAGAUGUUGACUCUUCUCCGACUUCCCGAACAGCAGGACCGCGAUGCGGUGAUGAUUCUCCAUAUGGGUGGUGUGUAUGGAGACAAAGCCGCCACGUUGGACAGAUUCCGCAAAAACUAUGCCACACUCUCUCCUUCAAUUAAGGCUAGACUAGUUUUGGAGAAUGACGACGUGAGCUGGAGUGUUCACGACCUGCUGCCCAUUUGCGAAGAGCUCAACAUUCCUCUGGUGCUGGAUUACCAUCAUCACAACAUCGUCUUCGACAGCACCCAGUGUCGAGAGGGGACAUUCGACAUCAGCCAGCCAGAACUCCAGGAACGUAUCGCCGCAACAUGGAAAUGCAAGGGUAUCACUCAGAAGAUGCACUACAGCGAGCCCUGUCCCGGAGCCGUGACCCCUCGCGACAGGAGAAAGCAUAGCCCACGAGUGGCCACAUUACCGCCCUGUCCUCCUGACAUGGACCUGAUGAUCGAGGCCAAGGACAAGGAGCAAGCUGUUUUUGAGCUCAUGCGCAACUUCAAGCUACCCGGAUUCGAGAAGAUCAACGACAUGGUGCCCUACGAACGUGAUGAUGAACCACGGCUACCUGUCCAACUUUCUAGGAAGAAGCAGAAGGCUGCUGCACACUUCAAGAGAAAACGAGCUGUUUCGGACAGUAUCAGUGAUCACAACGGCGCAAGCGCGGGUGGUGAUGAGCAAUGCCAACAAGUUCCUGGCAAGGAGGUCCCCUUGGAUGAGGUCGCGAUGGGCGGUCCACAGAAUCGAGUGUAUUGGCCGCCUGGAAGGGAAGAUUGGCUGAGGCCAUUGAAAAGAGGUGCCAAAGUCCCAAAUAUAGUUGAAACAGAUUGA